This is a messenger RNA of Spodoptera littoralis (African cotton leafworm), 984 nucleotides long. Lineage: Eukaryota; Metazoa; Arthropoda; Insecta; Lepidoptera; Noctuidae. The record is from the annotation of a GenBank genome assembly.
AUGAGUAACUUAGAGGCGGCUGUGACAGAUUUUUUCGAAAAUGUUCAAGUCUUGCCUAUUGUACUGGGUGUGGGGUCAGUGGUGUUGAUAACAUCAGUAGUAGCCCACUUUAUAUGGGGCAGGAAACCGGCCAAGAAAGAAGCUCGAGCUCCAGCUCCACAGAAGAGCUCACAGCUCAUAACAUUACAAGAUCCUAAUGUGAAGUAUGCUCUACCUCUGAUAGAGAGGGAAGAGAUCAGUCAUGACACAAGGAGGUUCCGAUUUGGUCUACCAACUCCAGAACAUGUUCUAGGUUUGCCAAUUGGCCAGCACAUUCAUUUGUCAGCCAAGAUUGAUGAUGAUCUCGUCAUCAGAUCCUACACUCCUGUCUCCAGUGACGAUGAGAAAGGAUAUGUCGAUCUUGUUAUUAAGGUAUACUUCAAAAAUGUGCACCCUAAAUUCCCUGACGGCGGUAAAAUGUCUCAACACUUGAACAGUUUGAAUAUCAACGACACGAUCGACGUACGAGGACCGUCAGGAAGAUUACAGUACGCCGGCAAUGGGAAAUUCCUUAUCAAGAAAUUGAGGAAAGACCCACCAGUAACUGUAAAUGCUAAGAAACUCAAUAUGAUUGCAGGUGGCACUGGCAUUGCGCCAAUGCUCCAACUCAUCAGACACAUAUGCAAAGAUGGCAAUGACCGCACGGAAAUGAGACUAUUGUUUGCCAACCAGACAGAAGAAGACAUCUUGUUAAGAAAUGAACUGGAAAAGUACCAAUCUGAACACCCCGAGCAGUUCAAAGUGUGGUACACUCUUGACAGACCUAGUGAAGGCUGGAAAUACAGCGUGGGUUUCAUCAAUGAUGAGAUGAUCAGUCAGCAUUUGUUCCCGCCAGGGGAUGACGUCAUAGUCCUCAUGUGUGGACCUCCUCCAAUGAUCAACUUCGCUUGCAACCCAGCUCUUGAGAAACUGGGCUUCGCCGAAUCACAACGCUUUGCAUAUUAA